AUGCCGACCCCGAGCCCAUUCAGAACCCUGCACCCACUCAACACAGAUCUCAGCCCGGUCUCCAACGACCCUAUCGAGUGUGAUGUCCAGAACACCACAGCCAAGUUCUUUCUGAACCGUGAUCUCGAGGAUCUCAUUCUGGCCAGAUACUUGAGACUGGCGUAUCAAACGCCAAACACCCAACGCAAGGCUUGGAUCUUCAGAAGCGGCGAAGAAUAUGCCUGUGGGAUGGACAUAGAGGAGUGGUCCAAGGUGGACAUCCGUUACAGAGGUGUCUUCCAGACUCUCUCCAAAUGUCCGCACUUCACAAAGGGGCUGUGGCAGGGUGGAUCUCAGAACUGUCGGCAUGAGCUUAUCACCAGUCAACCCAAUGCUCAAUCUCAGGUCAUCUACGCGUUGUUGAGCGAGAUUGGUGAGAUGAUUGAUCUUAGACGGGAGACCUAUGAUGGGGAUGGUAUUUUCUUCUUGACUCCUCGCUUGCUGGGAGCUCAGAUGGAGUACUGGACGGGAUACCGUCAGAAAUACAAGGAUGCACCCGAGACCGCGGGCUUCCUCUCUCUCGAAUUUAGUCCUGACUCAUGGACCAGCCAUACCAUUCUUCCAAUUUCUUCGACCACCAAGGAACAGCCUCUUGCCUCCGCUCUCGCAGACAAAUUCAAGAUAAUGCUCGGCCAACUCCUCCUACACCUACGAUACCUCCCCAACCCGGGCGACAAGCUUCCAGACCAGGAAGUAUUCCUAAUCGGUCUGCACGGCUCAAAGCUCCAUCUCAUGCGUGCCUACUUCCCUGGCCAGAAAAUCUCCAGCCUGUGGUGUCGUCGCAAAAUCCCCAGCCCACCAUCUGUAUUUUCAUCUGAACUAGACCAGGUCCUUCGGUCCGUAUCCCCAGAUACCCCCUCUAGCACUCAUAUUGAAGACUACGCCGCCGAAGGAGACCACUUUGGUAUCCAACUUUCUAGUGCAGAUGGAAUAUAUCCCCUGGCACCCGGCGGCAGCCGUUUCUACGGAGCCGAAAACAUGGAGCGAGUACGCCAGCAGCUCGAAGAUAGCAAGAUAAAGCAACUGGACCACGAAUCCAACGUGCGUACCUUCCGCGUCCUGGCUUCACGUGAGUAUGAUCUUUGGAACCAACAGGACUUUGUCACCGCCGUCCAAAUGCUUGUCGCCCUGCAAUUUUAUCUCCUUAGUGGAACCGCCCAGUGCGGAACCCUGCAGCAGGUAUUUCAGAAGCAUCCCUAUGCUAAUGAUUUUUCGAGUCCUGACAGCGGGCUGGAUGUUGAGCCGGUGCGCGAUGCUCGCGUUCGUCGUGAUUUGCACAAGCAGGAAAAUUAUUUCGAGAAGGAGAAGGAACUUCGUCGUGAGGAGCUGAUUGCGCAACAGGAGGCUGAUGGAGCUCAUCGUCGACGAGAGAGCAUGCGCAAUGCACAGUAUGAUCGCAUCGGUAGUUUUCAUGAUGCUCGGCGGGACUGGUGGGAUUUUGUUUGGGAGGAUGAGGGUAUUAUCUUUCCUAAGCCAACGCGUCCUCGAGGUAAUGAGGAGAUGAUUGUUGGCAAUAUCGACACUUGA
Messenger RNA from Penicillium atrosanguineum, 1566 nucleotides. RefSeq lists its product as uncharacterized. Bases 1 to 1566 code for a protein of 521 amino acids. The record is from RefSeq and is a predicted model, not a curated record. The transcript has 4 exons. NCBI's taxonomy places the organism in Eukaryota, Fungi, Ascomycota, Eurotiomycetes, Eurotiales, Aspergillaceae.